AGGAAGACCCAAGUGAUGCGUUUUUUUUUUUUUUUUUGUGUUAGUGUGUAUGAGAAGUGGUACAUGAAGUUAGGGUGGAGCACUCUGCGGCCGUCUUUGACAGUUUGCGCUUCAUAGAAGAUUAGGCUUUUUUAAAACCUGGACCACCAUGGCGAAGAACUUCAAUAGUUUAGGAAUCCCUGUUGGCCACAUGAGCCAGGCAGUGUCAGAUGGAGAGCUGAACAUGACUGCGCGCGGCUGCGGAGGCAGCAGCACCAGCCUUCCAGGGACUCCAGGCGGAGACGCCGGCCCCGCCAACAGCGUGCUGAGCUGGGCCGUCUCAUUCGAGAAGCUGUUGGAAGACCCCUGUGGGGUCAGUUACUUUACGGCCUUCCUAAAGUCAGAAGUGAGUGCAGAGAACAUUUUAUUCUGGCAGGCGUGUGAAAAGUUCAGGAAGAUUCCAGCAACAUCCUUGGAUGAGCUAAAGAUGACAGCUCGCUCCAUCUAUGACACCUACCUGUCUGAAAGUGCUCCUGACUCGAUAAACAURGAUGACACGGCCAAGACAGAGGAGAAAGACUUGGAUCAGCCCACUCCGGACAUGUUUAACAAAGCUCAGACGCAGAUUUUUAAACUCAUGAAGAUGGACAGCUACAGGCGCUUUGUGCGCUCUCCUCUCUACCAGCGCUGCACCUUAUCGAGCGUAGAAGGCAAACUUCUACCACAGAUCUCCACAGGGCCUCGACACGUGGGGUCCUGGGAGGAUGUGGUCACUAAAGGCACCUCGAGUGACAAGAAGGGCAAGAGCUCAGACUCCAACAGCCGGCUGGGUGUGAGGAGUGCCUCGGAGAAGAGGGGAUCCUGGGGAGAUCCAUCAAAUGUUCGAGUCUCGGGAGCCUUUAAAGACUCUCUAUCUGUGAAAUCAACCAGCAGCGUGGAGCUUGGCUCCCUCCACAGGCAAACUGAGAACGGCCGUUCCAGUCCUCGCUUGCCUGAACAGCUGGGUGGAAGUGGAAGUCGUAUCGGGGUGGAGGGGGGUUACUGCUGUGUCUACCUGCCAGACGGGAGCGCCUCUCUGGCCCCCACACGAAACGGCCAACAGAUCAAAGAUAUGCUGGCUAGUCUGUGUGAGAAAAGAGGCUUCCCACUGAAGGAUGUUGUCAUUUAUCUUCACGGCAAGAACAAGCCCUUAUCGCUGGACCAGGACUGCUCCGUGCUGAGAGAUCAGCAGGUCACUCUCGAGCUCAGGGUGACGUUUGCACUGGAGAUCGCGUUCAUCAGCAGAACCGUAGGAAUCGUGGCGAAGUCCAGUAAGACUCUUCAGGAUGCCCUCUCUGUGGUGAUGCAGAAACACCACCUCAAACCUCAGGAGGUCUCCGUCACCAUGGUUGGAAGUGACCAGGCCUUGACCAUGAGCAGCUCUGUGUUCGGACUGGCCAAUAAGACGAUCCGAUUGGACAAAACCAAAGGUAAAGACCAYACCAUCAUUCCCAGAGGAAGUGGUUCUUUUGUUGCCAAACAGGGAGGAACCACGGGUACGGGUCUGGAGCCUAAAUCAUCUCUGCAGACAGACAGAAACCGGACGCAGCAAAGACCCAGUAAGAACCGCGAUAUGGACGGCUUGCUGGACAUGCUGACGAAGGCUCAGUGCAGCAGAGUUGAUGACCAGCGGGGUCUUCUGACCAAAGAGCAGCUGGAGGUUCCUUCGUUCCUGCAGCUGCCCUCAGAGCAGACCCAGGACUCAGACAGCCCCAGUACAACCACCGACGACUCCAGAACAGAACCAGAGGAGAUUAAAUUCAGUUUGGAUUCAGCAACUGAAAAAAGUCCUGAGAUUUCUGAGUCCAAAGACUUGAAGGAAACAACGGUUUGACGAGGACCCAUUUGAAAAGUGGACAAAAAAAAGAUCAUAAAAUACACAAACAUCUCCAAACUCUGAGAUGUGAAUCUAAACCUCGCACCUUACAUUCACCUGUUAGCGAAUAAGCUCAGAGACAGCAGAGUCCUGCAGACUCUUUAAUCAUUAUUGGCCUUUUUCAAGGUUUUCUGUAAAGAAAAAAAAAGAUCCUGGCAAACAUUUAUAGUGUCAUUUUAACCACUACAGAUCCUUGCAGGAGAAUGUUUGCUACAUGUUUAAUGUGUCCAAAAAUCCAUGAAAUGUUACCUUUUUUUAUAACCCUGUAGCCUGUAAGAUACUGUACAGUUUAAUUUACACAUCACAGUUGGUUGUUUUGAAAUAAUUUGCUUUUGUUGUUUUUGUAAGUUAUGUUUUUUUCCUGGCAGCAGUCUAGCAGGGCUUUUAUAAAGUGUUUCUUUUUGCAAGAUGUGUUUGUUUUAGAGGUGGGAAAAGAUUUUUGUCUUUUUUUUUUUUUUUACAAGGAAGAGCUUUAAUACUUGAAAUUUGUGUUAUUUCUAAUGCAUACCCAGCACUUAGAGGUUUGUGUGUUUGUGUAUGUGUGUGUGUGUGUGUGUGUGUGUGUGUGUGUGUGUGUGUGUGUUUGCACCUUGUGAAGCCAGGAUCAAGUCCUGUCAAAUCUGACUGCAGCUCAGGGAUCAGCUCUUUAACAAAAACUCCAUGUGAAACAGAGCAUUUCUGAAGCAUGAACAUAUUUUCUAACAACUGUCUCUCUGUCAGUGUCUCUGCUGCAGGGUUAUGUGCUUUAACGCUCUGUGAGGAGAUCUUUUCAUGAAUGAUGGAGGUCAUUUUCUGGCUUAGAAAAACAACUUUUGGUUUUUAAAGAAGCAGCGAGAGCCCAGUGGGCUGUCUGCGUGACUCACGCAGGAUCAAACCAGACUGAUCUGUUUUAAUACGUGUCAGUUGUGUAAAAUUACAUUUGUCUUUUUACUUUAUCCUGAUAAAGAAGAAUUGCCUCUAA
This is a messenger RNA of Austrofundulus limnaeus, 2855 nucleotides long. RefSeq names its product regulator of G protein signaling 14b (gene rgs14b). The coding region runs from base 149 to 1852 and encodes 567 amino acids. The record is from RefSeq and is a predicted model, not a curated record. NCBI's taxonomy places the organism in Eukaryota, Metazoa, Chordata, Actinopteri, Cyprinodontiformes, Rivulidae. Gene Ontology annotation, molecular function: GTPase activator activity. Gene Ontology annotation, cellular component: cytoplasm; nucleus; plasma membrane. The transcript has 15 exons. Gene Ontology annotation, biological process: signal transduction; regulation of G protein-coupled receptor signaling pathway; spindle organization.